ACUCACUACGUACCCCCCGAAGGUGGCCCCCCUUCCUCCCCGUCAUGCACCGGGGCAUGACUGAGGAAAGAUGGCGGAAGGAGGAGCGGCCGAUCUGGAAACCCAGAGAGGAGAGGUCGCGGCACUCAUGAAAACGCAACUAAAAAAAGGAGACACUUGGUACCUGGUAGACAGUCACUGGUUCAAAAAGUGGAAGAAAUAUGUGGGAUUUGACAGCUGGGACAAAUAUCAGAUGGGGGACCAGAAUGUCUACCCCGGGCCAGUUGAUAACGCUGGUCUUCUCAGAGAUAGAGAUGUUUUGGCCAUUAAGGAACACCUGAUUGAUGAGCUGGACUACAUCCUGGUGCCGACAGACGGCUGGAAUAAGUUGGUCAGCUGGUACGGGCUGGCGGAGGGUUUGGAGCCAAUUGCGCGCAAGGUGGUCGAGCAAGGUAUGUUUGUGAAACACUGCAAGGUUGAGGUGUACCUGACUGAGCUGAAGCUAUGCGAGGACAGCAACAUGGACAAUGUGAUCACAAGGCGCUUUAGCAAGGCUGACACAAUAGACCUAAUAGAAAAGGAGAUGCGGAAACUUUUCAGCAUCCCUGAUGAGAAGGAAACCCGACUUUGGAAUCGGUACAUGAGCAACACCUUUGAGCCUCUCAACAAACCCGACAUCACCAUCCAAGAUGCUGGCCUCUAUCAAGGCCAGGUUCUCGUAAUAGAGCAGAAGAAUGAGGAUGGCACAUGGCCCCGAGGCGCAGACGCACCCAAGUCAUCUGGUGCUUCCAAUCUCUCUGCUUUGCCAAAGAUCUCGCCUUCAUCUCUCACAAACAAUCAUAACAGCAGCUUCAACAGCAGGAAUGUCCAAACCAAGAAUUCAACAUGUUGUGUGAAGAAUUCAAACUAUAGCCUACCUUCUUACCACUCGUACAGUAACAACUAUGACUACUCGGAGCAGAGCAGACAAAGUGAACGUGUGGGUCUCUGCGGACUCUCGAACCUCGGCAAUACCUGCUUCAUGAAUUCUGCUGUGCAGUGUUUAAGUAAUACCCCUCCCCUAACGGACUACUUCCUCAAAGACAAGUACACCAGUGAGCUGAAUGAGGACAACCCACUGGGCAUGAAGGGAGAGAUUGCCAAAGCCUACGCCGAGCUUAUAAAGCAGCUAUGGUCCUGCAAAUACAGCUACGUUACCCCAAGGCCUUUUAAGACGCAGGUGGGCCGCUUUGCCCCUCAAUUCUCAGGCUACCAGCAGCAAGACUCUCAUGAGCUGCUGGCUUUUCUCCUGGAUGGUCUUCAUGAGGAUCUGAACCGGAUCAGGAAGAAGCCUUACAUUCAGCUAAAAGAUGCUAAUGGCCGGCCAGAUAAGGUAGUGGCAGAGGAAGCAUGGGAGAGCCACAUCAAGAGAAACGACUCCAUAAUCGUAGACAUAUUUCAUGGCCUUUUUAAGUCCACCUUGGUGUGUCCUGUGUGCGCCAAGGUCUCUGUGACAUUUGAUCCUUUCUGCUACUUGACGCUGCCUUUGCCCAUGAAGAAGGAGCGCACUCUGGAGGUUUAUCUAGUCAGAUUGGACCCUCUGGCCAAACCCAUACAGUAUAAGCUGACCGUGCCAAAGGUGGGCUACAUCUCGGACUUGUGUACCUCCCUCUCCAUCCUGUCUGAGGUACCUGCGGAGAAGAUGAUCGUAACAGACAUCUACAGCCACCGUUUCCAUCGGAUCUUCGCCACCAAUGACAAUCUCAGCAGCAUCAUGGAGAGAGAUGACAUCUACGUGUUUGAGGUAGCGGUGAACCGGGUGGAGGACACGGACCACGUGGUAAUCCCAGUGCACCUGAGGGAAAAGUAUAAACAGUCGGGAUACAACCACACCAGCACGCCGCUGUUCGGACUGCCUUUCCUCAUCGCAGUCCCCAGGACGCUGAGCGAGGACAAACUCUACAACAUGCUGCUAAUUCGCCUCUGCCGUUUUGUGAGAUCCUCUGUGGAAGAAGAUGAGGAGGAUUGCGAAGAGAGUCAGGCCACCAAACCACACACUGUCAAUGGCAACGCUACUAAUGGCCUACUGGAGGAGGGGUCGCCAAGUGAGAUGGAGACUGACGAACAGGAUGAGGAGUCCAGUCAGGAUCAAGACCUACCCUCAGAGAACGACAACAGCCAGUCAGAGGACUCGGUGGGAGGAGACAACGAGCUGGAGAACGGCAUAGUCGCCCCGCAGAACUCCACCAAAGGCCAGCAGAGCACCACCGGGCACAACAGAAAAAGACUUUUCACAUUCCAGCUCAACAACAUGGGAAAGACAGACUUGUCCCUCAUCAAGGACGACACGCGGCAGAUCCGCUUUGAUGAGGGACACUUACGACUCAGUGACCGUUCCUAUCUUUCUUUGGACUGGGAGCCCGAGAUGAGGAAGAAGUAUUUUGAAGACACAGUUGUUGAGGACUUUGACAAGCAUGAGAGCAUGGAGUACAAGCCUCAGAAGAAGGCUUUCUUUAAGCUAAAGGACUGCAUUGAGCUGUUCACUACAAAGGAGAAGCUGGGAGCCGAGGACCCUUGGUACUGUCCAAACUGUAAGGAGCACCAACAGGCCACCAAGAAACUGGACCUUUGGUGUUUGCCCCCAGUGUUGGUGGUCCAUUUGAAGAGGUUCUCCUACAGUCGCUAUAUGAGGGACAAGCUCGACUCCCUUGUUGACUUCCCACUAAGCAAUUUGGAUAUGUCGGAGUUCCUGAUCAACCCCAACAGCGGGCCUUGUAUUUACGACCUCAUUGCUGUGUCCAACCAUUAUGGCGGCAUGGGGGGAGGCCACUAUACUGCUUACGCUAAGAACACAGAUGAUGGGAAGUGGUACAACUUUGAUGACAGCAGCGUGUCGCCUGCCAGUGAAGAUCAAAUAGUGUCCAAAGCGGGCUACGUACUCUUCUACCAGCGCCAGGACACCCUAAAAGGCACCGGCUACUUUGCUCUCGACUGCGACAAAGAGGAGGAUAACAAGGAGGAGGAAGAUGAGGAAGACGAGGAGGACACUGAAAGGAGACAAAGCGCCUGCUCUUCGUCUCAGGGAGCCGCCUCCUCCGCUGCUAGCGCCGCCACACAAAUCGAGGACCUGAACGAGAACCAGUGCAGGAAGUAUGCCAACAAGCCAGAACAGGAAGAAGAGGUAGAGGAGGAAGAGGAGGAGGUGGUACCCAGUCGAGAUGUCACCAUGAGCGCCAACUGACGGCAGCGAAGGCAUAAACAAUCAGAGCGAGAAAGAGAGAUCUUUCCAUCCAAAGCCAUAUGGACACACAGCAUGGCCAACGGGCGCCAGCAGGCCCAGCCGGGUCGCUCAGACUGGACCGGAGCCAAUGUGGGCGUGGCGUUGAUGGCACGCGGAAAAAUCAGGGCCCUCCCCUUGUGGCUGAAUCACUGUUUGUGUGUGUGUGUGUGUUACAUUUUUGUUUCCAAAAGAUUCUGAGAGCAGUUUGCUUUAACCAUGAAAAUCUUUUAUGUCUCUGAGAGAAAAGUCAUUAUUAUGCUUUUACAGUGUUUAGUCUGUACAUAUUUUAAGCACUGAACAGGAAGCAUUUUGAACUUGCACAAUCACCUACAGUACCAUCCUCCCUUUUUUGCUUUUGUUCUUAUUGCCACGCACUGCAGUGUAGCUCAGAGUCGAAUGUGACGUGACUUCCUCCCAUCAAAGUAAAGGAAGCUGCCUUCUUCAGUGCAGACAUAUUCACUCUGGGUGAUGUUUUUCUAAAAAAAAUUGUUUUUAGUAUAAAAUGCCAAAUUUUUGCUGUGAUCUUGUUUGCAUGAGCUCACAUGCUCCUGUCGUCUAUGGCGCCCUCUGUUGGCCGCGUACACUCCUACACUGAUAAACCGCAUCGAGGGGAGUCUUGCAGCUACUUUUCAACUAAAGGUGAAUUAGUGCAGUGCCAGGAAUAGAUGGAAUGGAGAGGAAUGGUGUGUUACCAUCGUGUGUAGUGAAUUUGUGGUUCGUGACGUCUCAUCUUGUCUGGAUCGCCUCAGCCUUAAUCUUUCUGCAUGGCCUCCUCACACACUUGAAUGUGAACAAUGUCGGAAGAUCUGCUCGUCAUAUCACAGCCACAUAAUCUCCCUGUUUUUUUGUAAGCCACAGGCGGGCCAGAAUGUAUGAUCGUGAUCGAUGCCUUUUCUCCAUUCUUAAUAAGGCCACCUUUGUUUCGCUUUCUCUGCUUGGUUGAAUGUGACGGUCAUGGCUUCUCUAGCCUUUUGACUCCAGCUGGAUGCUGAAUGCUUGUGCUUUGGGGAUGGGGGGGUUUGAGGUCAAGGCCUUUAGGUGAUGAAGUGUUACAGGAUAUUCCUCCGUCAGUGAUGCAUUUAUUCUCCAUGGUGGAGCGCGGCUUUUUGCACCAUGGCUUUUGCCUCUCUCUUUGGCCGACUCCCCCGUUCUCGAAUGAGUGACACGUGACUGCUAUAUUAGACCUGUACCGUACUGUAUAUAAGAGUUCACUCUGUGAGUGCACAUUUGAUAAAGUUUAUUUAUUUAUAUGUCAGCAUUUAAUGAGGAAACAAUAUAUUUAAAGCCUUGACAAGAGUGGGAUUAUUAGGAAUGUUUCGGGGUGGCCUCGUAGACAGCGCUCUUGUCAGGGAGGGAAUAUCUUUUUCUUUCUUUUUUUUUAAUUAAGGAUGUUGUUUUUGGAACUUUUUUUUUGUAAACAAGAAAAAAAUGGCAUCCUUGCAUGAUAGGGGUUUCCAGGUUUUGGCUGCACUUGAGUUCACUUGGGUUUACAUUUGAAAAUGUGCAUGUGUAUUCAUACACAAUCUUCAAUAAAGUUGUGUAAAGCUUUUAA
Molecule: messenger RNA, 4790 nt
Organism: Nerophis ophidion (straightnose pipefish)
Lineage: Eukaryota; Metazoa; Chordata; Actinopteri; Syngnathiformes; Syngnathidae
Product: ubiquitin carboxyl-terminal hydrolase 15-like
Exons: 23
Coding region: 71-3199 (1042 amino acids)
Biological process (GO): protein deubiquitination
Molecular function (GO): cysteine-type deubiquitinase activity
Source: RefSeq, a predicted model, not a curated record